Messenger RNA from Pseudogymnoascus verrucosus, 621 nucleotides. RefSeq lists its product as uncharacterized. NCBI's taxonomy places the organism in Eukaryota, Fungi, Ascomycota, Leotiomycetes, Thelebolales, Thelebolaceae. The record is from RefSeq and is a predicted model, not a curated record. Bases 1 to 621 code for a protein of 206 amino acids. The transcript has a single exon.
AUGCACGCAAAGACUCUCCUCGUCCUCAGCGGCCUCGCUGCCCUUGGCUCUGCCUUCACCCUCCCAGGCGAUCUUGCCAACGGACUUUACGAAGUCUCCUACAACGAAGUUGGCGAAGAAGUUCACAGACUCGUUAAAACCGACUUUGAAUCCACCUAUGUUACACUGGACCACACUAAGCGGGGUGCCGUCGGCAACUCCAGACAAACCUGGUGUGGCUGCGCAUUCCCCAUGAACGCCGGGGACACCAACAUCGCCAACCAGCGCAUCGCCGACUACGCCUCCUCUUCGCCGCAGCUCGGUGCCGGCGCUGCGCGGUACGCUAUCCAGAACUCCGCGGUUUCAUUCAUUUGCAACUUUUCAGCCGUGUCAUCCAUCACCGUUCCAUCGAACCUCGUCAGCAACAACGCCGUCGAUAUCUCCUACAACUGCGGCAACUUCAUUGCUGGGACUUCGAGAAUGAGACCUUAUGAGCACACCGAUUAUGGGUACAUGAACUACUCUAGUGGCCUUAACUUCUGUGGGGCUGCCGAGUUCUCCAAGCAGGGAACUUGCCCUGAUGCUACGGGAGGGAAGGUCCGACGUGUGGUGCGUGGUUCCAGUGAGGCUAGAAAGAUCUGA